CUCAUCAUAUGCAAUAUGCCAUAUACAUAUAGAUAUACACAGACAUACAUGUGAAUGUAUAAGUGCGCAUCCACUAAAUAUUAGAUAGUACUGACAUAGACAUAGAGAUAUGUUUAUGCAUACACACUCAUAAAUAUAUUAUUCAUAGAAUUACUAUCACAUGCACAUCCACACACAAACCACCAUGAUUAUACAUGUCGUCAUGUGUGGUCGUGUGCUAUUGAACACCAGAUACACAAAAAUACUCAAUUCUAGCCACACGCAUAUGCUUAGUAAAGGAAGGGCCAUAGCGCGUGCAUACAGGAUAUGUAGUACACCAUAUAUACCAACACUCAGAUAUAAUGCUUUACAUACAGUCAAUCAAAUACAGUCCCACGCUAGGCAUGGAAUAGGUAGUAGAGUGGGGUGUCGGCUGAUGAGUGCGGCGCCAAAUGCACAUAUAGCGACUGAUAAGGAGCAUACAGGGAUAUCCCAAGACACCGUAGAGGCGACUCAUCUCAGAUCGAAUGGGAAAACCGACAAGAACGAAGCGGUAGAUGCGGAGACAGUCACAUCGAGUGGGAAAAAAGCAAAACGAAAGAACAAAGCAUGGGCUGUAGUGCACAAUGAAGUUACUGUGGAAAACAGGAAUGCGCAGCUGUGGGUGGCGGGCUUGAAGAAAAGUCAAAGUGCCAGCGGUACUAUAGAUAGGUGA
Molecule: messenger RNA, 694 nt
Organism: Sphaeroforma arctica JP610
Lineage: Eukaryota; Ichthyosporea; Ichthyophonida
Exons: 1
Coding region: 161-694 (177 amino acids)
Source: RefSeq, a predicted model, not a curated record